AUGAAGCACAUGAGGGUGGCCGUGCUGCUCCUAAUGCAAAGCAUGAUAGCACAGGCUACAGCCUCAGUGGCAGCAACACAAGAGACUCCUCCUCUCAGUACAUUGUUUCAGUAUCUGACUCAACCUGCCGAGAUGACUGGCCACCGGCACACUACCCCAACGCUAUUUUCCAAUGUGUCUGGCUCUCUGGAUGACCAUGGAACUUGUCAGUGCUCUGUGUACUUGCCGGAUACCACCUUUCCAGUGCAGAAGGCUGAACAAUUGGAAAAGAUAGCCGCAACUCUUUUGGAGAAAUUUGAGAAAGAACUUUCUCAAGUUAAGGAGUACACAAAAAGGAUUGAACUGUAUCAACAGAAAAUCCUGAAUCUAACCAUCAGAGUGGAAUAUAUGGAGCAGAGCAGUGUAUCUUACACAGAGCUGGACUUCCAGUUACUGAAAGUGGAAAUCAGUAACCUGGAGAAACUGGUCACUCAGCUGAAAUUCAGUCUUGUUGGAAGCAAUGUUAUUGUUGAACAAAUAUAUUUGGAGAUCACAAAUCUGACUAUCCUGGUAAAUGGACUAGAAUCAUUGGACAAAAACAAUAUCCUUGCAAUUCGACGACAAAUUGUGUCUCUGCAGAAUCGAUUGAAAGAGUGUGAAGAGAGCGCAAACAAAACCACAGUAGCCCCUUAUUUCCCACCACCAGGUAGCUGCAUUCACCGUGGACUGCUGAAUAUUAGCCAGCCCUAUGUUGUAAAGCUGAACUGGAGAGGAUUUUCCUACAGAUAUGGUUCCUGGGGUAGAGAUUACUCUCCUUCUAACCUGGAGGAGGAAGUCUAUUGGGUUGCACCAUUGAACACAGAUGGGAGAUACUUGGAAUAUUGUAGAAUUUAUAGUUCCUUUGAUAAUUUGCUGCUGUUUAGACAAACAUAUGAAAGGAGACUAGAAUAUGGGGAAGGCAGUGGUGCUGCUCUUUAUAAUAAUUUUUUGUACUAUCAUGCUUAUAAUUCAAGAAAUAUGAUCAAGUAUAAUUUAAAAACAAACACCGUGGUUUUGAAGAAGGCACUUCCAAGUGCUGUUUAUGGUAACCGUUUCUCUUAUGCAGGUGUAUCAUGGCAAGACAUAGACUUUGCCGUGGAUGAAAGUGGGUUAUGGGUAAUAUAUUCAACAGAAAAUAGCAUGGGUAACAUUGUGAUUAGCAAACUCAAUGAGACCACACUUGACGUGCUAAAUACUUGGCAGACAAGACAGUACAAGCCAUCUGUUUCCAAUGCUUUCAUGAUAUGUGGUGUUCUGUAUGCCACAAGGAUAAUGAAUACUAGGAAAGAGGAAAUCUUCUACAUGUAUGACACAACUACGGGCCAAGAAGGUACUACUAGUAUUGUUAUGGAUAAAAAAUUAGAUACAAUCCAGAGUAUCAAUUACAACCCCACAGAUCAAAGACUGUAUGUUUACAAUGAUGGUUAUCUUCUAAGAUAUGAUCUGAGCUUUCAAUCUUAGUAUCUCAGUCAUACAACCACGUAGUAAAACUGGGCAGCAACUAAAAUCAGAGAUCUGAUAUGUCCUUAGUCAAUUCUAAUGACAAUUUAGGGUUCAUCUGAUCUGAUGAACUGUAUCUGCUAGAUGUUAUAUAUAUUGCUUUGAAUAGUUUCCUUAAAGGAAUAGCCCACUCCUAUCAGUACUGCUGGCAGCAGUGUUUGGCAGUACUAUAUUCUUCUGGUUUUGGUUAGUGUUUAUUGGUGUUCAGUGUAUUACAAGUAUCUUGCUUCUAAGAAUAGAUUUAGUGCAUAGAUUUAGUACAUUUUGUUCACAGAAAUUGAUGGGCACAUCUUAGCCACUGACCAGAAGCUAAUUACCCACAAAUAUGCAUUUGUCAGGGUUAUACAGGGAAGGCACCUAGAAACUGAGGAUGAAUUCCCAUUGAUAGUCAUCAGAGUAAACUGAGGCCUUAGAGAAAUUAAUAGAGGGAUUAUAACUGUAGAAGAAGUAGGUCUUUGUCUAAAGAGAGUAGACUGUUUUUUAGGUUAGAGCAGUAGCAGUUGUCUCAAGGCUUCAGGAGAGGAGGUAGAAAUGCAAUUUGUUGCCUGAAAUCCUGAAGUGACUGCAGAGGCAGAGCUGGCAGCAGGGCUUUCACCAUCUUUUUGUCCCACUCUGCUGCCCAAAGCAAUUCCCUGUGCCUAGACCUGGCCUUACAAAUGGCCUUAUUGCAAUCUGGCCAUGUUUUGUAGUCAUCGGGGCUCCAUUCUCCUGGCAGUAGGAAGCAGCAAGCACUGUUUUCCUUUCCUUUAUGCCCUUGUAAGCUGAUCCAAAUCCUUCCAUUGACUUCUGCGGUCACAGGCAGCUCUUAGGUGUAUAUCAUGCACUGCCGUAGAAUGACAGCUGUGUUAUUUAAUGUGCCUCUAUUCAGCAUUUUUGCCAUUCCGUAAUUAGAUUCCUGAGAGCCUUGUCAGUGUAAGGUCCAAUUCAUUCCUUGUGUAAUUCCAUCUUAUAACAAGGUAAAUAAUAGUAUUGCAGAAAGCAGAAGUCCGGUCAAACUAGCUGGAUAUGUGUUUGUUUUUUAAAUGGCUAGUGUGUAAUUGUUUCUGAAUGUGUGUACUGUAUCAACAGUACACACAUAAUGUCAGAAAGCAAGCUGAAAUAAUGUAAUUUUGAGCUAUACAAUGAUGAAAAAGGCAGUUUUCAUUGUUCACUUUCUUCUAUUACCCCUGCAAUCGUGUUUGUUUCUUCUGAUAAUCAAAAGCAAUGCACACAAAUGAUUAGU
Molecule: messenger RNA, 2740 nt
Organism: Rhea pennata
Lineage: Eukaryota; Metazoa; Chordata; Aves; Rheiformes; Rheidae
Gene: OLFM4
Product: olfactomedin 4
Exons: 6
Coding region: 1-1479 (492 amino acids)
Biological process (GO): signal transduction
Source: RefSeq, a predicted model, not a curated record